Molecule: messenger RNA, 1709 nt
Organism: Nyctereutes procyonoides (raccoon dog)
Lineage: Eukaryota; Metazoa; Chordata; Mammalia; Carnivora; Canidae
Product: protein FAM210A
Exons: 4
Coding region: 238-1059 (273 amino acids)
Cellular component (GO): mitochondrion
Source: RefSeq, a predicted model, not a curated record
CGUUGGUGGGCGCGGCGGGAGGGCGGGCGGCCGCGGAGGCCAGGGAGGGCCGGCGAGGGGUGGCCCCGUGGCUUCCGGCGCCCUGACCCGCGCUCGACCGGGUCACUGUCCCGGUGACUCCGCUGCGGCUUCGGAGACCUGCCUUUCGGCCCGUGCGGCGGGACGGGACCCGGCGGGGGCGUCAGCCUCCUGAGAGUCUCUGUAGAAGCUGAAAUCCUUCAAUCACUGUUCUUCAAAAUGCAAUGGAAUGUACCGAGGUCUGUAUUCCGACUGGCACAUAGGACAUGCAUGGAACCACAUAAAGCCAGUCUCUUUGGACACUGUCAAAACAUAAAGGGACCAUUACUUUUAUACAAAGCUGAAUCCAGAGUAGUUUUGGUACAGGGCCGUCAGAAGCAAUGGCUGCACUUAUCUGCUGUCCAGUGUGUCGCAAAGGAAAGGAAGCCAUUCACUGCUCAUCCACCCCAGCUGGGGGUCCUUCACCAUAAACAGUGGGAGCUAGAUAUUUUAUCCAAGAGGGUUAUGUCAUCCAAAGCCACAUCCCCUGGAACUUCUUCAGAAAAAAAGGAAGAACCUGAUCCUUUACAAGACAAAUCUAUUAAUCUAUAUCAACGAUUUAAGAAAACAUUUAGACAAUAUGGGAAAGUUUUGAUUCCAGUGCAUCUAAUAACUUCUGGUGUUUGGUUUGGAACAUUUUAUUAUGCAGCUAUAAAAGGAGUGAAUGUGGUUCCUUUUCUAGAACUCAUUGGGUUACCUGACAGCAUAGUAAACAUUCUGAAAAAUUCCCAGAGUGGAAAUGCACUAACAGCAUAUGCCUUGUUUAAGAUUGCAACACCUGCCCGAUACACUGUGACUUUGGGAGGAACCUCCUUCACUGUGAAGUAUUUGCGUAGUCGGGGCUACAUGUCGACACCGCCUCCUGUUAAGGAGUAUCUACAAGACAGGAUGGAAGAGACCAAGGAGCUUCUCACAGAAAAAAUGGAAGAAACAAAGGAUAGACUCACUGAAAAAUUACAAGAAACCAAAGAGAAAGUUUCUUUUAAGAAAAAAGUGGAAUAGAGUGCCUUAUAUAACAGGUGAUAGAACAAUUUCUGCACUUUAACCCUUUGGAGACUAUGGACAAGGACACAUGCUUCUGAUUAUUUUUUUUUUCGUUAGUUGCCUAAAUAUACCAGUUCUCUGAGGGUUAAAGGCCUAAGAUACCUUCUUUUUAAAGUUAAAUAUUACUAGAAAAAUCAGUGUUUUUUGAAGAGAAAAAUGAACCCAGUAUAAGAUUUUAACAUCAAUCACAGCAUUAAGCAGCGGUUAAUGUCAUAAGUCAAAGCUCUUCUUCAGGGUCUUCAGAAUCCUACUUGCUUUGUGUUUUAUUGCAACCAGAACUUAUGCAGAUGAAGCCGUUGACUCCUUGAAUGACUGAUGUGGCCCUACACAUGGUGUUAACACUGGAUUUUCAUCUUUAUGUUAUUCCUUGAGCUUUUAACUAUAUUCAUUUCUCAAUGUGGAGACCAACUAUUAUCGUCAAAACUGCCAGUGAAUGAGGGGAUAUUUAGUGUUUCUGAAAAAAUGGUAUAUAACAGUUAUAUACAUUUAAAAUAACACACUUUAUAUGAAGGAAAUGGAAUAAAAAUUGAGUCCUAUGUAUGUAAAUAAGAUGUAUUGGUCAGAUGUAAAUGAAAAAUUGACCCUUUAAAAAUGAUUUUUACCUGAAA